AUGCAACACUCUGGCCAAGAACCUGUUCUCACACCAGAAUCAUCAUCGCCACCGCGCCCCAUCCACUACCUUAGCCUUCCAGUUACAACAGCAACUCCAAGUGAAGAUGUGGCGGACAUUCCUUCGACCACUUCGGACUGUGGCAGCAUGCAGGCGACGACAGCAGGUGGAAGCUAUGUCGAUGCUAGUCACUGGGCUGCGAUCCUCGAUGGCAUCGCAGAAAUAAGGGACCAUUUUGAGAAAGAAGAAGAGGCUUCACUUGCCCAUUAUCGUGCCUUUGAACCGCAUAGCACCGACUUGAAAUGCCCACAGUUGCUUUAUGGCUGCCCUAAACUUGCAACCAAGGAAGAGAUUCUUGCGGCGAUGCCCGCCCGGCAGGUUGUUGAUCGGCUAGUAUCGCGAUACUUUAACUCUUUUGAGAUGUCUCCCGCCGUGCUGCAUAGCGUUCAGUUUCUCAAGGAGUACGAGGAGUUCUGGGAGAACCCCACGGCUACUCCUAUUAUAUGGCUUGGGCUCCUCUUCACCAUCAUGUGUCUGGCGGCUCAGUUCCAGAUGUCGAGAUCAGGCCCUGGACUCCAAACUCCAGAGACGAUGUCCAUGGAGCAAGAACUCCAGAGCAUGAUAGAGGCUUUUAGGCAGAAAACGAUACAAUGCCUCGUACUCGGAAAUUAUGCUCAAGGAGGGCCUUACGUGCUAGAAACUUUGAUGCUGCACAUUGCCGCUGAGCUAUUCAUUCGUAACGAUGCCGAGAUCGGUUUGUGGAUACUCUUAGGCACAAUAGUUCAGCUUGCAAUGCACAUGGGCUAUCACAGAGACCCCAGGCAUUUCAAGGGCAUGUCCCCUUUCACAGGUGAGAUGCGCAAGCGGGUAUGGGCAACCAUUGUCGAACUCGACCUUGGUAUUUCCGCGCAAAUGGGCCUCCCGCGGCUCAUCAAGCAAUGGCAUACCGACACCAGCGAGCCCUCAAACUUGCAAGACGCCGACUUUGACAAAACUACAACGGAGAUGCCCCCAUCACGACCGGAGACUGAAUUUACGCCCAUGCUCUAUCGCCUCGUAAAAGCGCGGAUCAUGAAAGUUAUCGGGUUCAUCUGGGAUUUUGCGGGCGACGUCAGGCCGCAUAGCCACAACGAAGUGACGAGGAUGGAAACGAUGCUCCAAGCCGCCCGCGAGUCCAUCCCCGAAUGCGUCAGGUGGCACUCCAUGGCACACUGCAUUACGGACUCGCCACGAGUUGUCUUGCAGAAGCUAGUCCUCGAGAUAAUUUAUCACAGAGCACGAAUCGUCCUCCAUCGCAAGUAUCUGCAAUAUUCGCCAACGAAAACUCAGCAACAUGCCCGUUCCCGACAGACAUGUCUCGGCGCAGCACUCAAACUUUUAGACUACCAGCAUAUGAUACAUGGGGAGACGCUGCCGUUUGGCCGGCUCUAUCAGGACCGGUGGAAGGUUUCUUCUUUGGUCAAUCACGACUUUCUUCUCGCGACGAGCAUCCUUUGCUUUUACCUGCAGCAGACUCGGGCGGAUGAUACUCAAGCACCUAUGGCGAAGACUAUUGAGGAAUCCCUAAAGCGGUCGCACGACAUUUGGAUUCAGUCGAGUAGCUCAUCAAAGGAGGCACAAAAGGCUGCCAAAGCAUUGAAUGUGAUCCUGAAACGCCCUAAUAGUACUUUGAGGCCAGACUCCGAUAUAGAAAGCGGUGCCCUACUCGAAAGUCUCUCAUUCUCCGUUUACAAUCGUCCCGGCGACUAUGUCCAAGACAACACCCACUUGCCAGUCUUCGACGUCACGACGCCGAUGAGCUGGGAAAAUCCGGCCAGGGAGCUCAUGGGUUUCUUCCCGGCAGCAUCUCCAGCCACCGCUACCAGUUGGCAGAUGAUGGAUGGCGAGGGACUAUAA
This is a messenger RNA of Scedosporium apiospermum, 1896 nucleotides long. RefSeq names its product Fungal specific transcription factor domain protein. The record is from RefSeq and is a predicted model, not a curated record. Gene Ontology annotation, molecular function: DNA binding; zinc ion binding. Gene Ontology annotation, biological process: DNA-templated transcription. Gene Ontology annotation, cellular component: nucleus. The transcript is spliced from 4 exons. The coding region runs from base 1 to 1896 and encodes 631 amino acids. NCBI's taxonomy places the organism in Eukaryota, Fungi, Ascomycota, Sordariomycetes, Microascales, Microascaceae.